This is a messenger RNA of Entelurus aequoreus (snake pipefish), 2143 nucleotides long. RefSeq names its product oocyte zinc finger protein XlCOF22-like. The record is from RefSeq and is a predicted model, not a curated record. Gene Ontology annotation, molecular function: DNA-binding transcription factor activity; RNA polymerase II cis-regulatory region sequence-specific DNA binding. The coding region runs from base 434 to 1951 and encodes 505 amino acids. Gene Ontology annotation, biological process: regulation of transcription by RNA polymerase II. Lineage: Eukaryota; Metazoa; Chordata; Actinopteri; Syngnathiformes; Syngnathidae. The transcript is spliced from 3 exons.
GGUCCAUUUAAAGGUUGCUAGCGCGACCUCCUGUACUGUAGAAUGUAGUAUGGACCAUAGGACAGGACGAAGAAGUCCCGUUAAGAAGCUGUGGAGGCCUAAGAUGCUCUACUAGUCUGCUGGAAAUCCAAAGAAGACGAAGGAGUAAAAAGCAAAAUGGCGUUUGACAGAGAAGGCCUAAACGUGGCCACUGGCCAUUAUUGUUUCUCUAUUUGUAUUUAGUGCAUACAUGUACGCAUAUAUGUCGUGUAGUAGAUGAAACAUUGUUAGUCAUUGUUUGUAUCCGGAUACAUUAGUCUGAGCGCACUUUAUGUGCUAGCUUAGCUUGCUAGUUAGCUUAGCUUGUUAGCUGCUAACAAAGAGACGCGGACGUUAUCAACACAUCGCUAAGUAGAGAUCAAAUGUGAGUGUAAAGUGUUGUGAUUGUGUGAACAUGUGCGAAAGAACGAUAGCAAAGUAUGAGGAGGAACUUUGUCCAACAAAAGGGAAGGAGCGACAACAUCAACUACAGGACGCUGUUUUCAAGAAACAUCAAGUUGUGUUACACAGAACAGACGUCCAGCAGCCCCCCCACAUUAAAGAGGAAGAGGAGGCUCCACAGCCGCCUCACAUUAAAGAGGAAGAGGAGGAAGUGUGGAUCACUCAGGAGGGAGAGUGUCUUCUAGGGCAGGAGGAGGAUGAUGUCACCAAGUUUCCACUGACUGUUGUCUCUGUGAAGACUGAAGAGCAUGAAGACAAACCCCCUGAGUCCUCACAGCUUCAUCACAGUCCAAACGUCUGUGAAGAACAAGUUCUGCCUGAAGAACAGGAGUGUAGCUUCAGGAUGGUGAAGGAGGAUCCAUCAAAGAGGAAGACCAGGCGCCACAGACCCUCUGGCGUCUCUUUUUCCUCUUUGACACAGACCCUUCCCUGUAAAAAGGAAGAGGAAGACUCACUGACCCCCUACAUUAAAAAGGAAGAGGAGGAACACAGCAUCAGUCAGGAGGGAGAUCAUAUUGAAGGACUGGUAGAGUUCCCAGUGACUGGUGUCCCUGUGAAGAGUGAAGAUGAUGAGGUCAAAGGUGAAAGUGAGGAGAAGAGAGAGGCGGAGCCUCCAAGCAGCAGCUCAACACAACACAUGACAACAGAAGCUGAUGGAGACCACUGUGGAGGAUCACAAGCAGACAAGCUCUUAGCUCCACUAUCAGAUAGUGAGGACACAACGUCACACUCUCCUGACACUGAUGAUGAAGACUCUAAAGAUGAUAAGACAUGUCACACUGACAACACUCACUUGAAAUGUUCUCACUGUGACAAAACCUUUAAAUACCAUUGUCAUCUGAAAACACACAUGAGAACACACACUGGAGAAAAACAUUUUACCUGUUCACUCUGUAGUAAAGGUUUUGCACAAAGUCAAAAUUUGAAAGUACACAUGAGAACACACACUGGUGAAAAACCUUUUUCCUGUUCAACCUGUGGUAAAAGUUUUACACAAAAAAAUGUGCUGAACGAACACAUGCCAAUACACACUGGAGAAAAACAUUUUACCUGUUCAAUAUGUGGUAAAAGUUUUACACACAGUCAGAGUUUGAAAAAACACACAAUUUUACACACUGGUGAAAAACCUUUUAUCUGUUCAAUCUGUAGUAAAGGUUUUGUGCAAAGUAACAAUUUGAAAGUACACAUGAGAACACACACUGGUGAAAAACCUUUUUCCUGUUCAGUCUGUGGUAAAGGUUUUGCAGAAAGUCAAAAUUUUAAAAAACAUACAAGAACACACACUGGUGAAAAAUCACAUUCCUGUUCAAUCUGCAACAGAAGCUUUUGUGAACGAUCAACCCUUAGAACACACAUGAGAACACACACAGGAGAUAAAUUGUUGAGUUGCAGUGUGUGUGGUGAAAGAUUCUCUUAUAAGUACCAGUGUAAGAAACACAAGUGUGCUGGUGAGAACAGCAGCAGCAAAUGAAACCUCAGGAUUUGAAACAAACUGUCAAAACUUAAAUUUUGACUUUGUAACAACAUCAACAAAUAAAACAUUUGUGACAUUGUUGUUUGUGUAACAAUCUUUUUAAUAUGCUUCUACAUUUAUAGAUUAGUUAUUUUAUAAUAGUGUUUUUUUUAACCCCUAGUAUGUGCAAAGCCAUUCAUCAACAACACC